AUGGUCCCCACGCACUGGCCGGCGCUCCAGGUGGUGGCGGCGGCUGCUGUCCCACUCGCUCAGUGCUCUCGCCCGGCUUCGGCUGCUGCGAGCAGCGGCCACCAGGAUGUGGCGGGGCGGCCGCCGCCGGCGCCCGGGCCUGGGUCUGACCUAAAAACGGGCUGCGGGGACUUGAAACACCCGAAGGUGUCCCCCAGCCUCCCUGGACAGGACACUGUUUAUUCCCCCACGGAAAGCCUCAGCCGCUGCACACCUGUCCCCUCUCUUCUCGCCGGGGACCCUGGCCACUGGCUGUCUCCUCCAGUCCAGCAGAGCUGGGUGCUCCCGCAGAUCCCCGGGCCAGCCUCCCCCAAACCCGCCAGCGCUGCCGAUCUGCUCCCCACAGCCCAGCGCCGGUCCCCCUCUGUUGGGAAUGUGCUGAGGGUGGUGCCCAGGGCGCACACGGCACCCCGGGAUCCCUGCAACCGCCGGGGCCUGUGCCUGCUUCGCCCGUGGCAGCUCCCCGGGGCUGUUCCGCGACAGCUGCGCGCGAUCGAUCCCCGAAGGCCCCGCGUCUCCAAUCGAAUCCCCAUCGCUCUGGGCCGCGCGCUGCGCAAACACCCGCUUGUUAGCAGCGGCCCGGGGGCUGCGCGACCCACCGACCGCACGGGCUCCCGUCCCGGGAGAAACAGCCUGAAGUGUCCCACGGUGGCCAGGGAGGUCUGGAGGAGCCCCAGCCCGAGGGAGGACCCUGGCCUGCACGCCAGGCGCACGGGGGGCCCGAACGGCGUCCGCCCGGAGCCGCAGCAGCUGGGCCGGAGGCAGAGGGAGGGCGAGGCCCGGCUGGACCAUCAACGCCUCAUUUAUCAGAGCACAGCCCGGCUCUUUCCGCCGCCCAGCGGUGCGGACGGCGCGCCCCUGCCGGGCAGCUCGGCGGCGAGCCAGGCCUUUGGGGUUCAGGACCCGGUGUCCCCAGCCUCGGGCCUGGACCUCCCCGGGGAUCGCUGGAGUCACGCGGAGGGGAGGGUCUCGGUGUGCCCGAGCCCUGGGCGUGUGGCCGUGGGCGUGCCCGCGUGGCCGUGGGCGUGUGGCCGUGGGCGUGCCCGCGUGGCCCCGUGGUGGAAGUCUUGUGGCCGGAUCCCAGAGCCGUCUCUCCUGGGGGGUGACGCAGACCUGGAGCCACCUGGGAAGCUGUGUGACGUCACACCCGUGGUUCACCCCUCGCUGCGGCCCGCGGGUGACGUCACGUCCGUGGUCCACCCCUCCGUGGUGACGUCACCCCGCGGUUCGGCCGCCACGACCCCUGCACGCUGGGGUGUGAGCCUGAGCCACGGGACGCUCUCCUCCCUGCCACACUUCCCCACGCGAGAACGAGGCCUUCGCUCCGAGCCUCCUGAGUGCUGGGGUGAUGGGCGUGCCCAGCCCUCACCGGGUGGUGAACACAGAGGGACCCGACGAUGCCUCGGUGGUGCCCGGAGGGAGAGCCUCGGCUCAGGGCGCCUCUGGCAGGGAACCUGUGCAGGGAACGGCGGGCGUCCCGCUGAGCAAGGAGCAAGAACUCGGGGACACGAGACAGAGGAGAAGAACCCGGGGUCAUUCCUGCUACACAGUCAGGUGGAGGCCAGCCUGGACCACAGGGACCCUGGUACAGUGACGUGUGAGGAGCCCAACAGCCGGAUGCAUGACUUUGUGGGGAGCCUGGAGUGGAACAGCAGGAAGUACCCACUGGACAUCGGAAACCUCCUCCUGCGUGGCUGCAAGAUCCGCAACACAGACACCUGCUACGGCCUGGUCAUCUACGCUGGUUUAGACACAAAGAUCAUGAAGAACUGUGGAAAGAUUCAUCUGAAGAGGAAGCUGGACCUGCUGAUGAACAAGCUGGUGGUCCUGAUCUUCGUGUCCCUGGUGAUCGGCUCCCUGCUGCUAGCACUGGGCUUCACCUUCACGGUGAAAGAAUUCAAAGGCAAACACUACUACGUGUCGGCGCUGCACCAGCGCACGGAGGCCAUGGAGGUUUUCUAUUUCUGGGGCUUCCUCAUCCUGCUCAGCGUCAUGGUGCCCAUGGCCAUGUUCAUCAUUGCCGAGUUCAUCUACCUGGGGAACAGCUUCUUCAUCAACUGGGACCUCAACAUGUACUACGAGCCCCUGGACAUGCCCGCCAAGGCCCGCAGCACCAGCCUCAACGACCAGCUGGGUCAGGUGCAGUACAUCUUCUCAGACAAGACCGGGACUCUGACACAGAACAUCAUGACCUUCAAGAAGUGCUGUAUCAACGGCCACGUCUACGAUUCAGAUGAUGAGCAUGGUACUCUCCCGAAGCGGAACCCCUAUGCCUGGAACCUGUUCGCCGACGGCAAACUCCAGUUCUACAAUAAGGAGCUGGAGUCCCUGGUGCGAGGCCAGCAGGACAGGGCAGUGCAGGAGUUCUGGCGUCUGCUGGCCAUCUGCCACACCGUGAUGGUCCAGGAGAAAGACAAUCAGCUGCUGUAUCAGGCGGCCUCCCCUGAUGAAGAAGCACUGGUUACCGCUGCCAGGAACUUUGGAUACGUGUUUUUGUCUCGGACCCAGGACACCAUCACCCUGGUGGAGCUGGGGGAGGAACGGGUCUACCAGGUUCUGGCCAUGAUGGAUUUCAACAGUCGAAAGCGGAUGUCAGUGCUGGUCCGAAACCCAGAGGGUUCCAUCUGCAUCUACACCAAGGGUGCAGACACAGUCAUCUUGGAGCGUCUUCACAAGAAGGGUGUCAUGGAGGCCACCACAGAGGAAGUCUUGGCUGCCUUCGCGGAGCAGACCCUGCGCACCCUGUGCCUGGCCUACAAGGAGGUGGCGGAGGAUGCCUAUAAACAAUGGGAACCUGAGCACCAGGAGGCCGCCCUCUUGCUGCAGAACCGUGCGCAGGCCCUGCACCAGGUGUACAACAAGAUGGAACAGAACCUCCAGCUGCUGGGAGCCACAGCCAUUGAAGACAAGCUGCAGGACGGCGUGCCUGAGACCAUCAACUGCCUCAAGAAGGGGAACAUUAAAAUGUGGGUGCUGACCGGGGACAAGCCAGAGACUGCGGUGAACAUCGGCUUCGCGUGCAAGCUGCUGUCGGAGAACAUGAUCAUUAUGGAAGAUAAGGACAUCAAGCGUUUACUGGACAACUAUUGGAACGAAAGCGAACAGCACAGGUCGUUCAAGAUGAUGACCCACCACAACAUGGCCUUGAUCAUCAAUGGGGAGUUCCUGGAUCAGUUGCUCCUGUCCUUGCGCAAGGAGCCCCGAGCUCUGGUCCAGAAUGCGGUGGUGGAUGAGGUCGACCAGGAGCCGGUGAUGUCUAGGAUGGACUUUCUCCAGGCGCGGAGGAUCUCCCAGAUGUUUCGAAACUUUGGGUCCUCCCUGGCACCAUCCCCGUCAGUCACCCCCAAGACUGGCGAGAGCCUCGAAGAGCGGCGGGAGAGGGCCUUUGUAGACCUGGCCUCCAAAUGCCAGGCUGUCAUCUGCUGCAGGGUGACACCCAAGCAGAAGGCCCUGGUGGUGGCGUUGGUGAAGAAAUACCAGCAGGUGGUGACGCUGGCCAUCGGAGAUGGAGCCAACGAUGUGAACAUGAUCAAGACUGCAGACAUCGGCGUGGGCCUCGCGGGUCAGGAGGGCAUGCAGGCCGUUCAGAACAGCGACUACGUGCUGGCCCAGUUCUGCUACCUGCAGCGGCUGCUCCUUGUGCAUGGACGCUGGUCCUACAUGCGCGUCUGCAAGUUCCUGCGUUACUUUUUCUACAAGACGGUGGCGAGCAUGAUGGCCCAGAUUUGGUUCUCCUGUUCAUACGGCUUCACCGCACAGCCCCUGUAUGAAGGCUGGUUCCUGGCUCUCUUUAACCUGAUGUACUCCACGCUCCCAGUCCUGUACAUCGGUCUGUUUGAGCAGGACGUGACUGCUGAGAAGAGCCUAAAGAUGCCCAAGUUGUACGUGGCUGGCCAGAAAGAUGAGCUGUUCAACUACAGCAUCUUCCUGCAAGCCAUUGUCCACGGCGCCCUCACAUCUAUCAUCAACUUCUUCGUACCGGUGCUGGUCAGCCAUGACAUCUCCAAGUCUGGCAGUUCCAGUGACUACCAGUCCCUUGGGGUACUGGUGGCAAUAUCUGGGCUGCUUUCUAUCACCAUGGAGGUUAUUCUUGUCAUUAAGUACUGGACACUCCUGUGUGUGGGCAGCAUCGUGCUCAGCCUCGCCUCCUACGUCCUCAUGACAAGCUUCACCCAGAGCAUGUGGUUGUACAAGAUUUCACCAAAGACCUUCCCAUUUUUGUUCGCUGACUACAAUGUGCUCAGCCAGCCUGCCAACCUGCUGGUGAUCAUGCUCAAUGUGACCCUGAAUACGCUACCAGUCCUGGCCUUUCGUGUGAUCCGCAAAACUGUUUUGAAACUGCGGCUUAAGGAGGAGGAGGAGAUCCCGAGUGAGGAAGUGGCUGUGGAGCCGGCCGUGAGGCACCUUCGCCGGGGCACCGCCGCCCGCAGAUCCAGCUACGCCUUCUCCCACCGUGAGGGCUACGCAGACCUGAUCACCCAGGGCACCAUCCUGCGCAGGCCCACGGCAGAAUGUGGUGGGGACACGGUCUGGGAGUCCCCGAACCCAUCUGAAGAGAACCUGUCCUUCAACCACAGAGAGUCAAUAUUUAAUCCGCGGAAGAUCUCCAUCCUGGCUAAGAAGAAACUCCACCACUAUGGAAAGAGGUCCCAGCCGGAGGAGACCCUAGCGAGCUCCCAGAUGGAGAAGCAGGACCUUGUGAACCUGGACACCCGGCCCAUUGACACUGGGAAGCCGCCCACCAUCACAAGCGCCACGUCGGGGUCACUCCAGGUGUCUUCGUCCGAUGACCAAGCCUUCCACAGUGUGCCUUCAGAGUACACCCUGGCCAGCCGGCCGGAGCGCUUGGAUGUCAGGACCUCUUCUUGGAGGAGGCCUCCUUGGAAGGGCUCAGCCUCUUCGAAGAGCCAGCUGUAAGUCCCCACGAAGUAA
Molecule: messenger RNA, 4971 nt
Organism: Peromyscus californicus insignis
Lineage: Eukaryota; Metazoa; Chordata; Mammalia; Rodentia; Cricetidae
Product: phospholipid-transporting ATPase IK-like
Biological process (GO): phospholipid translocation; Golgi organization
Cellular component (GO): plasma membrane
Molecular function (GO): ATPase-coupled intramembrane lipid carrier activity; magnesium ion binding; ATP binding
Source: RefSeq, a predicted model, not a curated record